This is a messenger RNA of Sinocyclocheilus anshuiensis, 1805 nucleotides long. Its product is annotated as cellular tumor antigen p53. Gene Ontology annotation, cellular component: nucleus. Gene Ontology annotation, molecular function: DNA-binding transcription factor activity, RNA polymerase II-specific; RNA polymerase II cis-regulatory region sequence-specific DNA binding. Lineage: Eukaryota; Metazoa; Chordata; Actinopteri; Cypriniformes; Cyprinidae. Gene Ontology annotation, biological process: regulation of transcription by RNA polymerase II; apoptotic process; protein tetramerization. Bases 266 to 1381 code for a protein of 371 amino acids. The transcript is spliced from 11 exons. The record is from RefSeq and is a predicted model, not a curated record.
CUUGUUUUCAUUUAAGUGUGCGGCCGGUAGUCAGGUGACGCUGACGUCAGCAGACUCCUCCUGUAGGGGAAUCCCCUCAAACUCCACGCGUGGAUUUUGCUUUGGGUUUGAAAGAAGCCAAUUUUUGUUGUGUUGUUUUGGCCCUUGCGUGAGUCACUCGGAACGCAUCACCGCAAGACUCUUACAAGAGUAACGUGAAAACCGUUUGGGGGAGAGGAGGUCGGAGAAGUCAAUUAUCGCAAGUUUUGCGAAUCUAAAACAAGCCAUGGCAGAAAGUCAAGAAUUUGCUGAUCUGUGGGAGAGAAACCUCAUUUCCACUCAAGAAGCCGGCACUUGCUGGGAAUUGAUCAGUGAUGAGCAGUAUCUUCCAAGCUCCUUCGAUCCAAAUAUUUUUGAUAAUGUGCUGACUGAACAGCCUCAGCCGUCCACCUCCCCUCCGUCCGCCUCUGUUCCUGUUGCCACUGAUUAUCCUGGGGAACAUGGCUUCAAACUGGGGUUCCCGCAAUCUGGCACCGCCAAAUCUGUGACCUGCACUUACUCAUCUGAUCUGAAUAAGCUUUUUUGCCAAUUGGCGAAAACUUGUCCAGUUCAGAUGGUGGUGGAAGUUGCCCCUCCGCAGGGCUCGGUGAUCAGAGCCACAGCCAUUUAUAAGAAGUCCGAACACGUGGCUGAGGUGGUCCGUCGAUGUCCCCACCAUGAGAGAACCCCAGAUGGUGAUGGAUUGGCUCCUGCUGCUCACCUGAUCCGAGUGGAAGGAAACUCACGUGCUCUUUACAGGGAGGAUGAUGUCAACUCAAGGCACAGUGUGGUGGUUCCCUACGAAGCUCCUCAACUGGGAGCGGAGUUUACAACGGUGCUAUACAACUUUAUGUGCAACAGCAGUUGCAUGGGUGGGAUGAAUCGCCGGCCCAUCCUCACAAUCAUCACUCUGGAGACUCAUGACGGUCAGUUGCUGGGCCGCAGGUCUUUCGAGGUGCGUGUGUGCGCGUGCCCAGGCAGAGACCGAAAAACUGAGGAGAGCAACUUCAGGAAAGACCAGGAGACCAAAACCUUGGGCAAGACCCCCUCUGCUAAUAAACGUAGUUUGACGAAAGAGUCAACUUCAUCUGUGCUUCGACCUGAGGGCAGUAAAAAGGCCAAACUGAGUGGGAGCAGUGAUGAAGAGGUGUAUACCCUGCAGGUGAAGGGUAAAGACAGAUUUGAAAUGUUGAAGAAGAUUAACGACAGUUUGGAGUUGAGCGAUGUGGUGCCUCCAUCUGAAAUUGACAAAUACCGGCAGAAAUUACUCACCAAGGGCAAGAAGGAGAAGGAUGGCCAAACACCUGAGCCCAAAAGAGGCAAAAAACUAAUGGUUAAAGAUGAAAAAAGCGACUCUGAUUAGGAUGGCGGGAUGCUGGGAUGCCUUUCUUUUGCCUUUGUUUGACCAAAACAGUUUGUCAUAGGGAGCAUUUGGUGAUUUGCAGAUCCAUGAUCCCUCAGUCCUGUAUGUCAUGUGUUAUCUUGUUUACUCCACUGGGACCUUUGUAAGUCAGCUGAUUCAGAAGUGGUCUAUAUGAAUGAGGCUAGUAAUGGCCGGGUGCUGUAGGUGUGUAGUGCUUUAUCAGCACUGGAGGAGCAAUGCUGACCCAUCAUUUUGCAGACCCGAUAAAUGAAUGUCCAGCAAUGAGGUUUAACCGUGUGUGGGAUUAUUCCUGUUGUAGGUCAGUGCAGGUCACUUUCCUCCCAACACGUAGUGGUAAGGUUGUAAAAUUGUCACUGACUUACUGGAUGACCACUUUGUUGAAUUUUUUUUUUUUUUUUUUUUU